Messenger RNA from Colletotrichum destructivum, 2239 nucleotides. RefSeq names its product Putative ELO family protein. NCBI's taxonomy places the organism in Eukaryota, Fungi, Ascomycota, Sordariomycetes, Glomerellales, Glomerellaceae. Gene Ontology annotation, molecular function: fatty acid elongase activity. The transcript has 2 exons. The record is from RefSeq and is a predicted model, not a curated record. The coding region runs from base 502 to 1929 and encodes 475 amino acids. Gene Ontology annotation, biological process: very long-chain fatty acid biosynthetic process; sphingolipid biosynthetic process; fatty acid elongation, saturated fatty acid. Gene Ontology annotation, cellular component: endoplasmic reticulum membrane.
CAUAUUAAGGCCUCGAGCAUCCCUCCCCUCGCCGUGAUCUCGCCGCUCUCUUCUGACCCUUCCUCCUCUAUUCCCUCCUCCUCCUCCUCCUCUUCUGCCAGCUCUCUGCUAAUACUGCUGCUGCUGCUCCUCUUCUGUUCCUGUUCUUCGACACAACCCUUUCACAGUGGAACCUGCUGUUGUCUUUACCGAACCCUUCUCUCUAGGUGUAUCUCUCACACGUCGAGUGCUUCCCAUACACACCCUACCCUCUUCUCUCUCUCGACCUCUCUCGGGUUGUUCGACGCACCUACAUUUCUACCGGUCCUCCUACGACGUUCCAAUCAACUUUGGCCUACGAAGCCAAAUAUACCCGUGUGUUGAGAGGGAGCGCUGUAGCUGUCCUGUCAUUUGACUGCAAACGCGCCCGCGGCUCACCAGAACCGCAUACUGCCCUUUUUCGAACCGCCGUCCAACUCAAUUGGCCAAUCGCCCUCCUCCCCCCACCGCCCACCACACACCAUGGCCGGCGUCACCGUGCUCGGCGAGCUUCCGUCCGCCUCGCUCUUCACCUUCCCGCCCAAUGGCGCCCACAUGGCCAUUCCCCCGCCUCUGCCCGGCUCCAUCGCCGCCGCGCCCCCGGUCGAGAUCCCCGACCACAUCUUCACCGCCGCCCUCGACCCCAUGGUGCCCAUCACCAUUGCCACCCUCUACGCCGUCACCGUCAAGCUGUUGAACAAGUACAACAAGUCGACCAAGAACAAGCCGUGGGGCAUCAGCAAGACAAGGCCCUUCUUCGCCUUCGUUGUUCUGCACAAUGUCUUCCUCGCCGUCUACUCGGCCUGGACCUUUUGGGGCAUGCUGGGUGGCAUGCGGAGGAGCGUCGUGAGCCCCUUCGGCCCCAACGGCCUGGCCGCCACCGCCGACAGCUUCUGCCAGCUGAACGGAAACGGCGGCUUCGGUGCUGCCACUGUCUACAACGAGACCGUCGGCUACUGGUCGAGCCUGACCGGCAACAACGCCCUCGGCUUCGACGGCCGCCCAAGCCGCACCGUCACUGGCAGGAUCUGGAACGAGGGUCUCGCCUUCUACGGCUGGAUCUUCUACCUGAGCAAGUUCUACGAGGUCCUCGACACCUUCAUCAUUCUCGCCAAGGGCAAGCUCAGCUCCACCCUGCAGACCUACCACCACGCCGGCGCCAUGAUGUGCAUGUGGGCCGGCAUGCGCUACAUGUCCGCCCCCAUCUGGAUGUUCGUCCUGGUCAACUCCUUCAUCCACGCCAUGAUGUACACAUACUACACCAUCACCGCUUUCAACAUCCGCGUUCCCAUGGCCAUCAAGCGAACCCUCACCACCCUCCAGAUCACCCAGUUCCUCGUCGGAGCCACCUAUGCCAUGGCCCACUCUUUCGUCUCGUACACGGUCCCCGUGACCGUCUACACCCUCAACAAGGGCGGCGCCGAUGCCAUCACCAAGACUGCCACCGGCACCGCCGCUGAGGCAGCCGCCACGGCCACCGCCGGUGCCUUUGAGACCCUCAAGAACAUGGUCUUUGGCGCUUCCUCUCAGGUCGCCGAGGAUGCCGCUGCCGCUACCGCCUCGGUCGCCGCCGCGGUGCCCCAGGAUGGCUUCGUCUCCGAGACCAUCUUCGUCACUCAGCCCUGCGUCACGACCAGCGGAGAGACCUUUGCCAUCUGGCUCAACGUCCUCUACCUUGCGCCCCUGACCUACCUGUUCGUCAUGUUCUUCAUCCGCAGCUACAUCCGCCGCAGCAGUGCCGAGUCCUCCAAGGGCAAGGGCAAGGCUCGCCGCGAGAGCAACGUCACCUUGGCCGAGAAGGCCGGCUGGGAUGCCGCUCGCGAGGUCAACCGCGAGAUCUACAACGGCUCCGCCUCGUACAAUGUCGAAGGCAGCCCCAAGCGCGCCGCCAACGGCAAGGCCAAGCACUGAAUGCUUCGCGUCCGAGGCUGGACAUGGAUGAAGUGACGGAGGUAAUGGAAAAUGGAAUACGAUCGAAAGGGAAGCCUGGAAGGGGGAGGGGCUCCUCUGGGAGGCGGCAUGGUUUUGUUUCAAACGGCGUUCUGAGCUGGGAAAAAACAUUGGGGGGUAAAGCAUUUGCAUCACCCGGGGCGCUCGUUAACUUGUCGAAACUGUCUGGCGUCUUGCAUUGCACGCGCAAAGUACAUGGACAAGCCGGGCGUGGGCCGGUACAAGUACAUAUAUAUAAGGUUAUUGACAUGAGGUUUACUUGACGAUUUGG